Molecule: messenger RNA, 1581 nt
Organism: Nomascus leucogenys (northern white-cheeked gibbon)
Lineage: Eukaryota; Metazoa; Chordata; Mammalia; Primates; Hylobatidae
Gene: PLA2G12B
Product: phospholipase A2 group XIIB
Biological process (GO): arachidonate secretion; triglyceride homeostasis; lipid catabolic process
Cellular component (GO): extracellular region
Molecular function (GO): A2-type glycerophospholipase activity; calcium ion binding
Source: RefSeq, a predicted model, not a curated record
GAAUGUUCCAGAUAAUCCCUUUCCCAGUCCUGCCUGACAUCUGGGUAGGGGGUUUGUCCCUGGACUUCUGGGACACUGGCUGGGGUUGGAGGAGAGAAGCCAGUACCUACCUGGCUGCAGGAUGAAGCUGGCCAGUGGCUUCUUGGUUUUGUGGCUCAGCCUUGGGGGUGGCCUGGCUCAGAGCGACACGAGCCCUGAUGCAGAGGAGUCCUAUUCAGACUGGGGCCUUCGGCACCUCCGGGGAAGCUUUGAAUCUGUCAACAGCUACUUCGAUUCUUUUCUGGAGCUGCUGGGAGGGAAGAAUGGAGUCUGUCAGUACAGGUGCCGAUAUGGAAAGGCACCAAUGCCCAGACCUGGCUACAAGCCCCAAGAGCCCAACGGCUGCGGCUCCUAUUUCCUGGGUCUCAAGGUACCAGAAAGUAUGGACUUGGGCAUUCCAGCAAUGACAAAGUGCUGCAACCAGCUGGAUGUCUGUUAUGACACUUGCGGUGCCAACAAAUAUCGCUGUGAUGCAAAAUUCCGAUGGUGUCUCCACUCAAUCUGCUCUGACCUUAAGCGGAGUCUGGGCUUUGUCUCCAAAGUGGAAGCAGCCUGUGAUUCCCUGGUUGACACUGUGUUCAACACCGUGUGGACUUUGGGCUGCCGCCCCUUUAUGAAUAGUCAGCGGGCAGCUUGCAUCUGUGCAGAGGAGGAGAAGGAAGAGUUAUGAGGAAGAAGUGAUUCCUCCUUGGUUUUGAGUGACACCACAGCUGUCAGCCUUCAAGAUGUCCAUCUUCGAGUCAGCAUGACUCAUUCGUUCUUCCAACAGUUUGGACACCACAAAGCAGGAGAAAGGGAACAUUUUUUUACAGCUGGAAAGUGAGUCCUAUCCUUUGAGGAAAUUUGAAAAAAGACAUGGAGUGGUUUGAAGGCUACUCUUCAUUUAAGACUGCUCUCCCCAACCAAGACACGUUUGCCUGGAAAUUCAGUUCUUAGCUUAAAGACUAAAAUGCAAGCAAACCCUGCAAUUCCUGGACCUGAUGAUUAUAUUCAUGAGUGAAAUUGUUUCAUGAGUGAAAUUGUGGGGAGUUCAGCCAUUUGGGAGGCGAUGACUUUCCGCUGGCCCAUGUUUCAGUUGCCAGUAAGCAUCUCACAUUUAAUAAAGUGUACUUUUUAGAACAUUUGGAAAGAGAUGAAUGAAUUCCAUUAUCACCAAUAUGCUUCCAUUUCACUUAGAAGAGACCAAAACCCAACCUGGUAAGUUCCACCGAUGACCACAGUUAUUCCCACUGAUGCUAAACAGAGAAAAACAGGUGGGCAGGCUCAGAGGCUUACCUGAUUAAGGCCAAUGGAGGGGAAGGUCAGAUGGAAUUAGGUCUCUGAGGAUUCAUUUUUCCCUCCGGUGACCUACCCCUGUUGGUAUUACCAGUUACUAAAUGGUGUUAGAGUCAUGCUAAGAUCUGAGAUGUACUUGGUAAGAGUUACUAAUGGAGCUAGCUAGGAAAAGUCCCUGCAGCCUGUCGGGAGUGAGAGACAAGUGGCCAUUCCCUAACUUGCGGGUCUCAACCCUAACCAUGGAUUAGAAUCACCUGAGGAUCCUUU